AUGGCGUGGCACGGACGGGCAUGGCGUGCGAGUUCUGCUGCGUUCACGCGCUGCACGCGCAGUGCCUCUUCGUGGAGUGAUGUCGUCACGACGGCGAAGAAGGUGGUGGCCAGUGAUGGAGCUGAGGCGUCCAUGACGCGCGACCCGCUGGAGGUCGUGGGACAGGAUCUGUCGUCGCUGCGGCACAACAUUGCGACGCUGCUUGGCAGUGGUCACCCAUCGCUUGAUCGGAUUGCCAAGUACUAUUUUGCUGCGGAGGGCAAGCAUGUGCGUCCGAUGAUCGUGCUGCUUAUGUGCAAGGCCACCAAUGGCCUCAGUGCGACGUGGCACACACAGCGCGCCGCGGCGGUCGGUGAGCACGUCGACAUUCCGAUGACGCGAGCGAGUGUGCUGAAUGAUGCGAAUCCGAGUGCGGCGCAUCCGCAUGCGCCCGUGGCAGCGGCGCCGCGGACGACGCCGUACGUGCCGACGCUGCAAUCGACCAUUCUUCCGACGCAGCGGCGCCUGGCCGAGAUCACCGAGAUGAUCCACGUGGCGUCGCUCCUUCAUGACGAUGUGAUUGACGAGUCGCCGUUGCGGCGUGGUGCGCCGUCGGCGCCGUCGUCGUUCGGCAACAAGCUCAGCAUUCUUGGUGGCGACUUUUUGCUGGGCCGUGCAUCGAUUGCCUUGGCGCGCCUGCGAGAUCCCGAGGUGACUGAGCUCAUGUCGACGGUGAUUGCGAAUUUGGUGGAAGGGGAGGUCAUGCAGCUCAAGUCGAUGGCGUCUGACCAGGUGCCGGUGACCGACGUGCAAUCGGCGCGUCCAUCCGCCGAGGUCAUGGAGCGCUUCUGGCACGCCUAUGACCAGGCGCCGGCAGGCCGGGACGAUGCGCCCUCGGCUGCGUUGUUCGAGUUCUACCUGCAAAAGACGUACCUCAAAACAGCCUCGCUGAUGGCCAAGUCGGCGCGCUCAGCGACGGUCCUGGGCGGCUGUGGCACAUGGUCGAAUCAGUUGGCAUCUAUGACGGCGGACGAGCGCGCGAGCGCUGCGGCUGUGUGCGAUGCCGCGUAUACGUUUGGGCGGAACGUGGGUAUUUCGUUCCAGCUCGUGGACGAUCUGCUCGACUUCCACGCCACGACGGAGGCGUUCGGCAAGCCCUCCGGUGGGGCCGACCUGAAGUUGGGCCUGGCCACGGCGCCGGUGCUGUAUGCAUGGCAGCAGUACCCCGACUCGAACCUGGGCACCCUGGUCCAGCGCCGCUUUGCGCAGCCCGGCGAUGUCGAGCAGGCACUCGCGCUUGUGCACAAGUCGGAUGGCCUUUCACGCACGGCGGCCCUCGCCCGAUACCAUGCAGACACAGCUCAGCAGGCGCUCCUGACCCUGCCCCCGAGCGACGCACGUGCUGCCUUGGAGAAGCUCAAUCACCAGAUUAUCACGCGGGCCAGGUAG
Molecule: messenger RNA, 1428 nt
Organism: Malassezia restricta
Lineage: Eukaryota; Fungi; Basidiomycota; Malasseziomycetes; Malasseziales; Malasseziaceae
Product: hexaprenyl-diphosphate synthase
Exons: 1
Coding region: 1-1428 (475 amino acids)
Biological process (GO): isoprenoid biosynthetic process; ubiquinone biosynthetic process
Cellular component (GO): transferase complex
Molecular function (GO): prenyltransferase activity
Source: RefSeq, a predicted model, not a curated record